UCUGGCUGGAGGAGUGUGUACAUGAGUGAUGUGUGUGUGUGUGUGUGAGUGAGAGAGUGAUACAUACAUAUCACAACUGUCGCUAACUUUAGCGGCUUUUCUCUCAGUUUAUCGCGUGUUCUCGCGUUGUUUCUGUCGCUCGUUUGUGUUUGUUUGCGUGAAAAUUAACGAGACGUUUUUUUUCUCUCUGUUCACGGAGAAGAAGAAGAAAAAACGAAGCGGGAGAGAAAAUGUCUGACUGUUAGCUAACAUUUGUUUAGCUUCAGGUGGAUUAAACGUCACCGUGAGGAAGAGGAGGAGGAGGAAGAUACACACACUGAGCAGCUUCUAUGACUCGCCUCCGUCCCUGAGCAGACGAUGUAUCCGCCUUCUCGCAAGGACUUCGUCUCCCUGACGCUCGGCGAUCUGCACGGUAACGCGUACAACAACGGUAAACACCGGAGACAGUCCUGCUGGAGGAAAUGGAAGCAGUUGUCUCGUCUCCAGAGAAGCCUCCUCCUGUUCCUGCUCGCUCUGCUGCUCAUAUUCGGACUCCUCUCGUACCCGAGCCUCAGACAGCAGUGGAGAGGUUUAUCUGACAGUGAAGACUGGCUGGAUCUAAAGGACUUACCUCUUGGAGUGAAUCCAGUUCUGGGUCCAGCUGCAGCAGUGAAUGCCCCCGCUCCUGUGGUGGGUCCACAUCUGGGUCCAGCUGAAGUUCCAGAGGUGCCAGAACCCAGAGGACCAAACAUCGCUGUCAUGGCUAAGCCUCCGUUCAAGAAAAAGACAUUUUUAAAUAUGCGAGGGCCCCCGGGUCUGCAGAGAGACGCAAACGCAUCCGACACCCUCGCCGACGGAAGGAAGGAGCUAAAGGACGGAGGAGACGGAGGAGACGGUGGAGAGGACAAGGACAAAGAUAAGAAGAUUGUCAGCUGGAGAGGAGCCGUGAUCGACGCCGACCAGGUCACAGAGGCUCCGCCCUCGGCCGUCCAGAAAGACGCUGCAGCGCCCCCUGCUGCCACUGUCUUAGUGGAAGUUUCCCCUGGCAGAGUGGACCGAGUGGAGGCCGUACGUGACGCCUUCAGACAUGCGUGGAAAGGCUACAAGGAGUUCGCCUGGGGCCACGACGAGCUCAAACCCAUCUCCAAAUCCUUCGGCGAGUGGUUCGGACUAGGGUUGACCCUCAUUGACUCACUGGACACCAUGUGGAUUCUGGGCCUUAAAGAAGAGUUUGACGAGGCAAAGACGUGGGUGGACAAGGAGCUCUCGUUCAACAGGAACGUGGACGUGAACCUCUUCGAGACGACGAUCCGCGUCCUCGGUGGACUGCUGAGCACGUACCAUCUCACAGGAGAGCAGCUCUUUCUGGACAAAGCGAAAGAUCUCGGGUCCAGGUUGAUGCCUGCCUUCAAAACUCCCUCAAAGAUCCCAUUUUCUGACGUCAACAUCGGGAAGGGGACGGCGCACCCUCCCCGCUGGACGUCAGACUCCACGCUGGCCGAGGUGACGAGCAUUCAGCUGGAGUUCAGGGAGCUGAGCCGCCUCACGCAGGAGCCGCAGUAUCAGGAGGUUGUGAAUGAAGUGAUGAGGCUGGUUCACAAACUGCCAGGAAAACACGACGGUCUGGUUCCGAUGUUCAUCAACACCAACAGCGGUCAGUUCUCCCACAAAGGAGUUUUCACUCUGGGAGCCAGAGCCGACAGUUACUAUGAAUAUCUGCUCAAACAGUGGAUUCAGGGAGGAAAGACCGAGGAUGAUCUGCUGGAGGACUACAUACAGGCCGUGGAGGGCGUGAAGAAACACCUGGUCAGACAGACGGGGCCUAGCAGACUGACUUUUGUCGGAGAGCUGUCUCACAACCGCUUCAACCCUAAGAUGGAUCACCUGGUGUGUUUCCUGCCGGGGACUCUGGCGCUCGGGGCCCACAACGGUCUCCCCGUGGACCACAUGGACCUGGCGGUGCAGCUGAUGGAGACGUGUCACCAGAUGUACGUGCAGAUGGAGACGGGUCUGAGUCCUGAGAUCGCACACUUCAACCUGCAGGCCAGCGACAGCCGCGACGUCUUUGUCAAGCCUGCAGACAGACACAACCUGCUGAGACCAGAGACUGUGGAGAGUCUGUUCUACUUGUACAGAUUCACCAAGGACACCAAGUACAGAGACUGGGGCUGGGAGAUACUGCAGAGCUUCAAUAAGUAUACAAAGGUCUCUGGUGGCGGCUACACAUCCAUUAACAACGUCCUUGACCCGGUUAAUCCUGGACCUCGGGACAAGAUGGAGAGUUUCUUCCUGGGCGAGACGCUCAAGUACCUGUUCCUGCUCUUCUCUGACGACGACUCCAACGCUGAGCUGCUCAGCUUAGACAAGUACGUCUUCAACACGGAGGCUCACCCUCUGCCCAUAUGGCCGUCUCCGCCCAAGUGAAGGUCACGGUCGCAAGUAAAAGGUCAGGCUCUGGUUGGAGUCGUGGGGGGGUCCGGUCCGGACCGGACUGUCGUGACGGUGCGGUAAAGCAAACCUGUGCUGUCCACACAACUGUGAUACAUUCACCACACGGAGGAGUUUUAUUUUUGAAAGGUUUCCUGUCAGAGCUGGUCUCUCCUGUCAGAGUUUUGUUUUUCUAUCGUAGAGAAAAGGAUGGAGCAGAAGAAAGUGGGCGUGGUUUGUUACCUUGGUAACCGGGAACGUUCUUGUAAGAGUGUCCAGGUUACGACGACGAUCGUGUUUCUCCUGUGAGUUUUUUUGUUCAUCUUGUAAAGUAAAAAAUCCUCAUUUGUCCUUGAAGCUGCGGGGGGCGCUGUUGCUCAGCAAAAUGUACAUAUACCCCACUCAAAACACACGUUUAAUCCGAGGUUUAAAGUUUUUGACCCAUUUAAUCCCGGGUUUAAACGUGUGUUUUUGACCCUUUUAAUCCGGGGUUUAAAGUUUUUGACCCAUUUAAUCCCGGGUUUAAACGGGUGAAAAGUGGAACGAUUUCCGAUAAUUCAAUGAUUUUAUCGACUUCAGUGUUUGUGGGAACAUGAAACCGGAGUGAACGUGCUAAUAAUUUCUUCUUCGUCUGCGUCAUUUCUGGCGGAAUGCUACAACUACGCAUUCAUCUUCCAUAUUUUAUUUGUUUUGGGGGUGGAGACUCUCUGUGUUAAGCUCCUCCUACCAGAUGAGGCAACAUCUGUGUCAGUGGUGUUGCAGCUAACGUUUGCACUUCUGAUCGUAGCAUUAAAUGUAAAUGAAGCUAACUUUAUUACGCAGUUAAAGGGGAAAACGGGUUUGUGGUUUGAUUUUUAAAGGUGCGUUCACACUGAAAUGAAUGUGAAGAGAUUUAUGUUGCGUGCGAUGGUCGGGUUUUUCAGCUUUGAUGUGAAGUCGCUUACUCGAGCUAAAGCUAACGAUCUUCAUAGUAACAUGUCACAUGUAACACAGUUGUGCGACGUCCCCGAUCUUAAUCCAAGUGUUCAAAUUCAAAUAUUUCAACUCAAGUGACUGAUGUAACGUAAUCUGAGUUUUUUUAGGGAUUAAAUGUCGCCUGACGCGACUCAUUAAACAUUUUUCUGUACUCUUUGCAUUCGCGGUGUAAAUUUGUCACACUGGUUGGACACGAAGCCGUGUUGCGAUUUCUGCUUUGUAGCGUUGUUAGCGCUUUGAUGCCAAAUGUUUGAGCACAUGUCGGCCAUGUUGGCAGGAGAGUAAACGGUACAACAUCGUAUUACGUGACGGUGGCAGCUUUCUCGUCAUUAUGGGAUGGUUGGGAACUUACACUUACACCGUCGCUUCGCUUAUGACUUAUUAUUUCGGAGCAGGGAUGGAAUAUUGGUCAGUAUCGGUCCGAUAUUGGUCAAAAUCACUGGAUCGGAUAUCGGAUAGAUAAAAAUCUUACAUAUAUGCUUCACUGUGCACAGACUGUAAACAUGUAAAUAAAAUCAGCAGAAGCUUUUAUGCUGAGUCAUGUUUCGGGCUCUUUAUUUAACAUUAAUUUGUGACAGUUGUAGAACGACGUCGUUGAAAUGACUCGGCACAAAUGUGUCGUUCACAGCUUCAUUCUAAAAUCACCAUGUAUCGGACGUUGUGAUUUUUUAUCACCGAUGUAUUGGACACUAUAAAAAAAGUGCUAUCGUUCCGUCCCUAUUUUGGAGUUAACGUUCCGAUGUCCCUCCUCGUUCCCGAUUGGAUAAAGCGUUAAAACGAUUUAUUUUCCGCAGAGAUCACUGACUGCAGCUUUCAAUAAAGCCGAAUUAUCUCCCGCUGGGUUCACACAGUGUUACAGUGGCUGGCAUUGUUGCCUCACAGCCAGAAGGUCACCAGUUCAUCCUGUAUGUUUGUACUGUGUAUGUUUGCCCAGUGUGUGACCCCGCCUCUGUCACCCUCUGUCAGCUGGGAUUAACUUCCACAGAGCAGUAGAGAAUGAAUGAAUGAAUGAAUGAAUGAAUGAAUGAUCAGCUGUUUGUGUGAAGCUUCUCGCUCUGUUUAUUCUCCGUCGCUGACGAUGAAGAGUCGUUUUGAAAAGCUCCGGUCGUUUCCACAUGAAGUCAUUUUUGAAGGACGCUGCUUAAAGAACGACUGAAGAAACUCUGUCACGCUGUCGUCGUGUCAUUUUUCUUCACACAGAAAACAACAAAAGCCAUUUUUCCCCCACGACGUCGUCACUGAAUGUGCUCGUCUGUGCCUGAGAUAUAAAGUUGUUUUUUGUUUUAAUUGCUGCUGCUGCUGCAUCAUUCACGUUUGACUUGGUGACAGAAUAACAUGGAUGUACAUAUGGUCGUGUAAAUAGUUUGAAACUGAAUCAAACGUGUGCAUCUGCUGAUUUUGUGGUGUUUUUUUUUUUUUUAGACGUAUUGUCUACUAUUUUUCACUUUUAAAUCUUUCCUAAAUGUAGUCACACUUGGUGACACUGCUGGUUUAAAACACACAGAUUAAAAUUUAAUCAAUCAAAAAAAAUAAAUAAAUAAAUAAAAUGUGACAGAAGCAAGGGAGGGAAGUUCUACACCAACUCUAGAUAUUAUCAUAAAUAAAUAUCGUUAUCAAAAUGAUCAUCAUCAAAAAUAAGCUAUUGCUGCUUCUUCUUCUGUGAUCAGCUGAUGUAGCCGAGCUUCAGUGCAGGAAGAGAGAGAGAAAAUAAAAGUCUGAGACAUUAUCGCGUUCCUUAAAACUCCCUUAAACAUACACUUAAAAGUGAGAAAAUGGUCAAAGUUAAGAAUCACACACAGACGAUAACGAGGACGACUGAAAACGGAGGAACUGAGAUUUUGCGGCAAAAAGUGCGACAGCCGUGUUUGAUAACGAGGUUAUUUUUGCUUUAAUCUGAAUUCUGUCGUAGACAAACAGCUGGGCGACAGUUUAUAUCGUGGUGUUUUUCCACAUUUUUCAUGGUUUCACAGUAUAUUACAGGUUUUUUUCUUCUCACGUGAGAGCAUUUGUUGUCGCCCCCUUACUGCGACGACUGUAGCUCGACAACAUUUUUGCGUCAAAUCUUCGUCAAAAUGUUUAAACCACAAAAAAACAAACCAACUCCUGUCUAUUGAUGGGACAAUAUACUAUAUUAUUGCGAUAAAAAGCACUUGCGAUAAAUUUAUCGUGGUGAAUUUCUUUUAUCCUAAAUUUCACGUGAGUGACUUGAAGUCCAACUCACCCACAUACGGUCCGUGUGAUUAUUAUUAUUUUGUUAAGGAUAAUUGCGAUAAUCGGGACAUUUUUGCUUAUACAACAAAUUUCGGAAAAUUCAAGGUCCAACUUGAGCAAGAAUUUUUGGUGAUGCAGCAGUGAAAAGGUUCCCCCUCCGUCAGUGUUUCACUGCUUCAUUUUUGUAACUAUUUUGCUCAUUGAUUCAUCAUUUUUGAGUGAUUUUUUUUUUUCAGUUUUUUCAGAAAAAAAAUAUUUCCUGGUUUCUUUGCUCUGUGUAACAAAGAAAUCAUCACAAAAUAAGAAAAACAUCAUUAUUUCCACGUUUAGGAACGUUUUCUUGCAUUUUAUUGACCAAAAAUCAAGAAAAUAAACUAAUCAUAAGUUCAUCGGCUCUAUGUAGACGGUAAAAUUCAGUCAACCUCACUCUGAUAAACAUUCUUUUCUUUUGUCGUCCACGGUCAACCCUUUUAAAGUUUCACAUUCAUGGUUUUUACGGCCGAUUCUUUCCACGUUAAAUAAUAAUUUUAAAAGGAAAGAUUGUGAAAGGUUAAUGUUGCGGUGGAUUAAAGCGUAAAAGUAAAACAAGUGCAGAGACUUUAAUCCACAGUUUUUACCAUUAAUGACACAGAUCAUGAAUUUUGAGUUUAAUGACGAUGAUGAUGGUUUUCAGCUGUUCAAGAGAAGAAGAGUGUUUUUUUUAUUAUUUAAGUGGAUCAAUAAAGUUUCAAUGCUACAAAAACAAAUGAAGCACAUGUUGUCGUGGCACUCACUUCUCCAUGACAACAAAGAGCCGCUGUGUUCGUGUUCAUCAGCUGAGAAAACUGUUUUUUUUGUUUUUUCUGCACAAACUGAAGAGUUUCAUCCUGUUUGCACCUUUAACGUCAGUUGUUUGUAAACGUGUCUCAUGUUCGGACACUGAUGAUCGGACACUGGCGAUCGGACACUGAUGAUCGGACACUGAUGAUCGGACACUUAACGUUGGCUCAGUCCAAACUAUUUUCCAGUUUUCAAAAUAAAGGUUUUCAGUCAAA
Messenger RNA from Solea solea (common sole), 6626 nucleotides. RefSeq names its product mannosidase, alpha, class 1B, member 1a (gene man1b1a). Bases 358 to 2403 code for a protein of 681 amino acids. The transcript is spliced from 14 exons. Lineage: Eukaryota; Metazoa; Chordata; Actinopteri; Pleuronectiformes; Soleidae. Gene Ontology annotation, biological process: N-glycan processing; carbohydrate metabolic process. Gene Ontology annotation, molecular function: mannosyl-oligosaccharide 1,2-alpha-mannosidase activity; calcium ion binding. Gene Ontology annotation, cellular component: membrane; endoplasmic reticulum. The record is from RefSeq and is a predicted model, not a curated record.